Messenger RNA from Arabidopsis thaliana (thale cress), 2936 nucleotides. Its product is annotated as Aminotransferase-like, plant mobile domain family protein. Gene Ontology annotation, biological process: meristem maintenance; meristem development. The transcript is spliced from 5 exons. The coding region runs from base 554 to 2557 and encodes 667 amino acids. The record is from RefSeq and is marked reviewed. Gene Ontology annotation, cellular component: nucleus. NCBI's taxonomy places the organism in Eukaryota, Viridiplantae, Streptophyta, Magnoliopsida, Brassicales, Brassicaceae.
AUGCUGACACAGAUAUUUAUUUUUGCCUCUUAUAACGAAAAAAGCAAAAUAAAAGAAAAGAGAGAAGAGAAAAGCAUUAUCCCUUACGACGAGGAAGCCGUCGUUUUGAGGGUUCGUACAAAUCCUGAGAUCUUCCUUCAAACUCUUUCUUUGUCUCCUUUUUUAUCUCACUCCGUCGUCGUUUUGAUUCUUUCAAAGUUCUUCAUCCUCUGUUCCGCGCUGUUUUCUGGUUAGUCUAUCCCUUCUCCGGCGUCGUUUCGUUGUUUAACGUCUUUGCCUCUCUGAUUCUAUAUUGUUCUUCUCUGUAACCCAACAAUGAUAAUAAAAAUCUAACCUUUUUCUCUGUUAAUCGAAUUCGUAGUGUCUUUUACAUUUGUCUUGAAAGAUUGGAUAUUUUUUAUUAGGGUUUCUUCGAUUUCAUGGAAUUUAAUCUAUAAUUUGCUUCAGGGCACAAUUUUUUUUAUCAAAAUUAUUGUUUUUUUUGGUAAAGUUUGAAGCUUUGGAGUAAUUUUUUGAUUCAAGUUUGGUUUUGUGCAGGUGAGUGUUGAUUCUGAUGGAUGUCUUAGCGAAUCCAGGUCCACUUAAGGACAUUGUGUUAUAUGAUCAAGAGAAACAUGUUUCAUCUGCUGUUUGGGAUGGCCAGGAGCGAGGUGCGUUGAGGUGUCAUGAGCAUACAUCAAAGUUGGGUGAGUGGAAGCUUAAACCAAAGCAGAUAGAAUUGGUGGAGAGAGCUGGUUUUGGGUUUUUGAGACGGAUCCCUGCUAUUAGUCUUGAUAACCCUCUUAUCUCUGCGUUGGUUGAGCGAUGGAGGAGAGAGACCAACACUUUUCACUUCACUGUUGGGGAAAUGACUGUGACUCUUGAGGACAUUGCCUUGUUACUGGGAUUGGGGAUUGAUGGUAAACCUGUCAUUGGAUUAACGUAUACAACUUGUUCUGCGGUAUGUGAGAGGUACUUAGGAAAGUCACCAGCAUCUAAUUCCGCUAGUGGUGGGAUGGUUAAGCUUAGCUGGUUGAAAGAUAAUUUCUCUGAAUGUCCUGAUGAUGCAUCUUUUGAAGAAGUUGAGCGCCGUACACGGGCUUACCUUUUGUACUUAGUAGGGAGUACCAUCUUCUCUACAACCACUGGAAACAAGGUGCCUGUUAUGUAUCUUCCGCUGUUUGAGGAUUUUGAUGAUGCUGGAACAUUUGCUUGGGGUGCUGCUGCUUUGGCUUUCUUGUAUAGAGCACUUGGGAAUGCUUCUGUUAAAUCCCAAAGCACGAUAUGUGGUUGCUUGACGCUAUUACAGUGUUGGAGUUACUAUCACUUAAACAUUGGCAGGCCAAAGCUGAAUCGUGAGCCCAUCCAUGAUCAGUUCCCAUUUGUGCUUAAGUGGAAGGGGAAGCAAAAUGGUCCUACAGCAAACCGUGAUGUGGUCUUUUACCGCAAAGCAUUGGACGUCAUGAAGCCAACUGAUGUGGUGUGGCUUCCGUAUGAAAAUAUGAAUGGAGGAGAUAUGUCAGACCGUAUGAGAAAGUCUCUGCUGCUGGGUAGAUCGAAAACAAUGCUGAUAUCUUUUGACAAGGCGGAGAGACAUCUGCCUGAUCGCUGUCGCAAACAAUUUGACUUGUUUCAAGACAUCCCAGCAGAUGUGCAAAGGUGGGUAAGAAAGUCUCGGGGAGUUGAUGGAGGGGUUGACCUGUCGAAUAAAAUGGAAUCAGAGUUAAGCGAAUGGGAAAUGAGGUGGGAAAACAUUGUACCUGACGAUGUCCAAGGUGUUGACGAAGCAGACUACAUGAGGUGGUAUCUGGGAAUUACCCGAAAAAUUGUAGGAAGGCCCAUCUCUCUCUCAAGCGAGUUUCAAAGAACGAUUUCAAAUGUGAGGGAUAUAUUGGAGUUAGCUGAGAAUUUUCAAAUACAUGAUUUGGACCUUGAAAGAGGCAACAUGAUUUCACGGAUUAUAGGCCUUGCGCAAGAUUGCUUGAGAGAUCAAGUUGGGGUAACGGCUACACCAGAAACCCAGCAGCAGAUUGAACUUGGGAAAAGAAUGCGCGGUAAAGAAAGGGUGAGAAGGAAGGGGAUGGGAAAGAGAAGAAAAGGUAUUGAUCCAAUGGAAGAUUAUGGAGGUAGUGAAGAUGAAUCCCAGUUUGGACCUUUGGUUGAGGUUGGUCAGAUGCAUUUACCGCUUAGUCAUACAAACUCGGUUUACGAUGGAACACAUAUGUAUGAUGCUGUCACCAAAGUUGAUGAUAUGGAGCUUUGCGACACCAUCCCUCAAUUGCCUGAGACUCAAGACAUACACAAGAUUGAAGGGUCAUUGCUAGACGACACAGACAAGUUUGUUGAGGAGAGUAAGUUACAAGAAGAGUUUGAUGGCGAGGAGCCAACUGAGAGCUAUGAUGUGAAGAAAGAAGAUAAAGAAUCAAAGGUUGAAGAUGAUGAUGCAGCAAAGGGCUUUAGUGAUGUGAGCGGUGAAGAAAACGCGAACAGAGAGGAAGAAGAUGAAACAGAGAUGGGAGAAAGUGUUGCAGAGUCGUCUUCUCUUGAUAGAAGAGGAGAGAACACUGUGGUGGCUUGAAAGUAGUUGGUUUUCUUCUCAUCUGUUUAACCAAUGAGAAUUUCUGCCUCUUCUUUCUCUCGAGUUCAUGGAACUGUCAGAUUCAAUGAGAGUUAUACUAUACAUCAAGGCAAAUCAGGAUUGAUGAAGAAAAGCUGGAGGAGAAGUUGUGUUUAGUUUUUCUGUUGUGUUUUUUUUUUUUUGGUAACUUGUAGUCUUUUAAGUACUGCCUUUUUUCAAGAUUAUGUUAAAUUAUUUGUAGAAGGGUUUACAGAAGAAAGGUAGUUCUUUUGCCAGAUAUGAAGUUGUCGAAUGGUGAUACCAUUUGAUCUCUUACAGUCGAAUUAUGACUCUCUGAUUAUAUAAAUUAGGAAGAAAUUUCAUAAGAGAUGGAGUUUUC